Yarrowia lipolytica CLIB122 is the source of this 2439-nucleotide messenger RNA. RefSeq lists its product as uncharacterized. Gene Ontology annotation, biological process: positive regulation of transcription by RNA polymerase II; DNA-templated transcription. The record is from RefSeq and is a predicted model, not a curated record. Gene Ontology annotation, molecular function: zinc ion binding; DNA-binding transcription factor activity, RNA polymerase II-specific; RNA polymerase II cis-regulatory region sequence-specific DNA binding. Gene Ontology annotation, cellular component: nucleus. NCBI's taxonomy places the organism in Eukaryota, Fungi, Ascomycota, Dipodascomycetes, Dipodascales.
AUGGACCAUCUCUCUCAAGCAGGUGCAGACCCGACCAAGCGCAAGGCCGACUCGCAGCCCAUGGUCAAUGUGGUGCCGAUCCAGCCUUCGUCGGUGGAACGAUUUUCGCCCUAUCCCGUCAAACAGCGGCGAAAGCGCGUGCCCAAAAACUGCUCCUCGUGUCUCAAAAGUAAAACCAAGUGCGACCGAGAACGCCCGUAUUGCGGCCGAUGUGUGGAACGAGGCCUGACGUGCGAAUACGCCUGCGAGGCCGACGUUCCGUCCAUGGCCGGACUGCUGGCCGACAACAAGCGACUCAAUGAAGACCUGGACCGGCUCAAGCGACUCAUGGACGAUGAACAUGUGCUGGAAGAAAGCAUGCCGUCGCUGGUCAUGAAGAACAUCAUUGUGAAAGAUACCAAGGACGCCGAAGAACUGCCCCAGGGCUCGCCAGAAGAACCCCAGGAAUACAAGGAGCCGUCCAGAGACGAUAACGUGGGUAUAAACAGAUUGACGCUCAUUGGACACACAGGCAGCAAACUGUGGUCGUCGUCGCUCAUGAGCGUCAACCCAGGCUACCACUGCGCCACCAUCUAUGGAAACGUGGAUAUGACUUCGGAUUUCUGCUUUGGAGGACAGGUCCAACAAGAAAGGCUGAAAACAACACCGGCGUACCCCAUUCAUAACCCCGAGUACCACCCGGUGUCAUCAGUGCUGCUCAACUACUUUUUCCAGCAUAUUUACUACUUUUGGCCGUUGCAUCACGAGCCUUGGGUCAGAGACAAGUUCCAGCUCAUCAUUGACCAAAAGGCGGAACUCAGUAACGUGUCGCUGGUCUUGUCUGUCUUCUCUGUCGCAGCCUAUGCACUCAACGAUGAGACGCGACUCUAUCUUCAGGGCGUUUUGCCUGCCGGCGGAGCUAUUACUGUUGAUAACAUUGCAGACUCCAUUCAUUUGGCUGCCCAUCAGUCUCUGGAUGCUGCCUGUAUGAUCAACAGACCCAGUGUGGAGACUCUGGGUUCUCUGGUGAUGCUCCAAGUGUCUGCCUCCAUCAGGUCGCCUCUUGGAUGCGUCACUACUCCUGUCUUCGGAACCAUUGUCGACCUGGCCUACUCUCUGGGUAUGCACCGAGACCCCUCAAACUUCACCACAGACCCUGUGGAGGCCGAGUUCCGACGCCGAAUCUGGUACGAAAUCGUCGCACUGGACCGACAACGAGCUUCACAUCUUUUCAGACCAACUUUUGUGUCUCAAAACUCGUACGACACUCUGUCUCCUGGUAACGUUGAGGGCGACAAUAUCAUUUUGGCAGGUGUUGUUGUCUACCGAGCCCUAGCAAUUGAGGCAUUUGUGCGUCGGCUGGUGUUUUCGUCCAAACCUGUGUCUUACAACUACAUUCUGUCUGUCGAUAAACAUCUCCAAAGUGUGCUUGAGAACCGUUCGUGUGCUCGAUUCCGUGUCCCUGAGGAUUUUGCGACGGUCAAAGAUCCCAAGGUUGUCCCCACACGUCCCUUUCCCCAGGACGAAAUCACAGCAGUUAUCAUUGAGUGUAUCCUGCUGAGAUCCAUAAUGAUUCUGCACAAACCCUUCAUGCGGGCUUACAGAUGUCCCCACUACACUGAGCACUACCACAAGUCGUACCGGUACUCUUUCAUUCGGUGUUGGGAGGCUGCUCGUCGAAUCUCGCAGAUUGUACUUGCUCUACAUGAACGUCCCCAUCUCACCAGCAAGUACACCUUCCUCACCUCUGGUGUAUGUUUGUACCACGGUAUUGACGCCACCUGUCUCAUUGGUCUGUCGUACCUGCACUCCAAGUCGGAGACCGACCCCAACAGUAACGGAGAUAUGAUCAUUCUGCAGCGAAUGAAGGAGCUGAUUCGAAAGCUUGUGCCUACGUCCAUUGUGGCGCGGGAGGCCAACGCGCUGUUUGAGCGAAUGUAUGCCGUGAUUCACAAAAAGUUUGCCAAUAAAAAAUCAGCCGCCAGCGUCACAGGAGCCGGCUCUCGAUCGGCAUUCAGAGGUCCCACGGGACACCAACAUCCGAUUCCUGACCAGCAACAGCAGCAGCAGCCGCAGCAGAAGCAGCAGGGUGCCGGAGGGGAUGUAAGCCAACCUACUCCUCCUUUUGUUCCUCAUGACGCUUCUUCCACAUCUUCGGUAUCAUCUACGUCCCCCGAUGUCAUUGCAAACCAAAUGCUGCGACCGCCGCUCAUGUUUGCCCCUAACAACAACAAUCCCGCCCCAACAGACGGCUCCGAGGAGUUUGAUAUGCAGUUUUGGGAAGGCUACUUCCCGUCUCUGUACUUCCCCAAUCCCCCUUCUGGUUCCAACUUGCAAGCCGACCCGGCUCCUCAGGAAGUUAACAACAACGAUCUUUUUGGCGAAAUUCCCAGCGAGCUGUUUUUCCCCGUCGAGUCCUGGGUGGACGGUCAGCAGAGUGGCAAGAGUGUCAUUUUCUAG